This is a messenger RNA of Helianthus annuus (common sunflower), 414 nucleotides long. RefSeq lists its product as uncharacterized. The transcript has 3 exons. Gene Ontology annotation, biological process: regulation of DNA-templated transcription. The record is from RefSeq and is a predicted model, not a curated record. NCBI's taxonomy places the organism in Eukaryota, Viridiplantae, Streptophyta, Magnoliopsida, Asterales, Asteraceae. Gene Ontology annotation, cellular component: nucleus. Bases 60 to 389 code for a protein of 109 amino acids.
GAAAUGAUUCAUGGUUGAAAGCUCUAAAAAGUUGCAUCUCUGACUCAAACGUGAAACACAUGGACUCUAUAGACUUGACAGCUGGCGGAUAUGAUAAUUUGGAAUCAUCGAUGAAACUUAAGCUUUUAGUUUUCCUCUGUGAUGAAGGUCUUGGAACUGAAAAGAUAAGAAAUUGGAUUGAUGAUCAAAAUGUGAAGUAUGUUGAAAAUAGAAAGGAAGCAAAGGAGAAACAUUCGGUUGCAAAAGAUAAGGAGAAAACUAUAAAGCAGAAAAUGCAGGAUGAUAUUGCCAAAGCAAUCAUAGCGAAAGAAGGUGUUCCUCUUACUUUAGCUAAACAUGAUGCUAUUGUUUCUAAGAUCAAGAAUAAAGCAGCCGAAGCACAUGUUUAAAUGCUUGCAUGUAAAGAAAUGGUUC